Molecule: messenger RNA, 2388 nt
Organism: Penicillium waksmanii
Lineage: Eukaryota; Fungi; Ascomycota; Eurotiomycetes; Eurotiales; Aspergillaceae
Product: putative telomere silencing protein Zds1
Exons: 4
Coding region: 1-2388 (795 amino acids)
Biological process (GO): positive regulation of G2/M transition of mitotic cell cycle; establishment of cell polarity
Cellular component (GO): cell septum; cytoplasm
Source: RefSeq, a predicted model, not a curated record
AUGUACGACGAUGACUACGAUCGCAAUGAUCUGAGGCGUCUCAGCUAUAUAGCGUCACCGUUAGGCGAAUCAAUAUCAACGAUUCCGCGACCCGCCGAGUCCGCUGCCCCCUCCACCUUAUCACCUACCCAGAAACAGAAACAGAAGCAGAAGCAGAACUCGCCGGUCGAGGGACAGCCCAAGACAAAAAAUGGACAUUUACGCCCAACUAUCUCCCCUCAUCGGUCAUUUGACCGUGACAGCGAACCCGGAUCCCCAGACUCCACACGAUCAGUCUCGGAAACCGCGACCUCUUCCUUCCCUUUGAACGAUAUCGAUUACGAGUCGGACCCAGCCGCCGUCGUCCAAGAGCUGAACAACCUGGCCGCCAUUCGCCGUAUGUCCAUGGAUGUCGCAGCAACUGGUGAUCCCGAUCUCCCAUCCUAUGGCGGCAACCUCUCCGUUCCAUCCUUACCUCCCUCCCCCACCGCCGAUGAAAAUGAUGCCUCGAGAUUAUUUUGGGUCCCAGCCAGCCUACACCCCGAACUGGCACCGAAGGAGUUUAAGACAUUUUUGGAAAGCAAGGCCGAUAUAAUCAAACGGAAAUCCGGCGAUUAUUCGUCUCUUGGGCCCGAGCGUCAGGGCUCGGGCAGCGGGCUUCGUCGCAAACGGUCUAUGCUGUCUCGACAAAUUGACAGCUCGUCGGGUUAUACGGAUGGCGCGGAUCGGUUAGAGCGGCAGCGAUCGCAAUCAAGUCGGCGCGAUGGCAUGCUCAGUCCCAACCUGCAGGAGCUGGAAACCAUAGUGGACGAUUCGAAAUCUACCUCCCCGGCCGAGCUCGUGCGAGAGAUGCAAAAUGCGAGCAUCGCGGCCCACGAGGAUAAACCGAUUCUACCCGCGGCACCUCCAGGACACAGCCUACGAAGAUCGACCCGGACACAAUACAGGAAGGGCAGCUUAAAGAAGGGCGAGAAGCCUCCCUACUCUAAACGAGUGGGGAGAGGCCUCUCCGAAUCAGCUGGUUCAGCUCCUCCGAUUACAACCCCAUCCGACGAUCAGCCAAUUCUCGGAUCUACUCGCGUGUCUACGGACUCGGUUUCCUCAACAUCCUCCAGGCCAACGCGUGGGCCCUCGACUUCCUCUCGCGGCACGAGCUACUCUGCCAAUGCCCUUGGCACAGCAUUCGAUUCCAUUCUUGAUAAUCCGGAAGCUGAGCAAGAGGAGGCAAAGGCUGCUAGCACUCAACCACAGACUGACUCUAUCAACCAGUCAAAUGCAGCUUCUUAUGCCCGAGAAUGGAAUUCCCGCAUCGACUCGAAUGCCCGAUCUAAUACGAAUACUCCUCAAAAGCAGCAGGCCGUCCCUGCGAUUAUCGAGACACCCCCUGCCGACUCCCACCGUGAACAGUCUCAGCCCCAGUCCGCCGGCUUCACGAUCAGCCGAACGCAAUGCACCAUCGCAGUACUCGGCCCAGACGUCCCCACAAUAACCCCCCAGAUGGUACCCGGCAACAACACACGGACGGACAGUCUCUCUUUCAUUCCGACCAUGCCCGAGGAGCAACGGAAACCCGAGGACCGUAAAUCUGAGGGCAAGAAGUCCAAGAAGGAGUCCGAGGGCCGAAAGUCGAGCUGGCACUGGUUGCUAGGGAGUGAAGAGAAAGAUAAAAAGAAGGAUAAAGAUGGAGACUCGAAGAAGUCGAGGUCAAGGUUCUCCGACAAGAUAACUCACAAUAAUACUCGCAUCGAAACACCCACGCAAUCAUCCAUGGACAAUAGCCCGAAGGGCAGAGAAAGUCUCAUCCUUGAUCGCCUCGACCCCAAGUUGGAGGAAGAGCGACGAAAGGAUGGUGUUCGGAGGGCUUCGGGGGAGUCUAAGAAAGAGAAAGACGGUAUCUUCUCAUCCAUCUUUGGUGGUGUGCGGGUGCUGAAGGCAGAUGUCGACUAUCCUUGGACUCGAUUUUCCAUCUUGGAGGAGCGAGCUAUUUAUCGCAUGGCGCACAUCAAACUUGCGAAUCCGCGGCGUGCACUUCACUCUCAAGUGUUGCUGAGCAAUUUCAUGUACUCAUAUCUGGAAAAGGUGCAGCAGAUGCAUCCCCACAUGAUGGUGGCAUCUUCUGGAUCCCAGAGGUCUUCUCAACAAAGGGACCAGCCUGAUGAGUACACUCAAUAUCAGCGAUACCAAGAGGCGCAGGAGCAACAACAAUACGCGGAUAGCGCAUAUGAUGAUCAAUCCAUGUAUGACUACGACGACGAUCCGCAUGAUCCGUACCAGUCCCAGGGCAGGAAUGGUAAACAUGGCUACGAAAACGGCCAUGCUUACGAUUCGGGGCAUUACCAGUACGGGCACUCGUCCUAUGGCCAUGAUGCCCAUUUGGAUGACGAUGAUGAUGAUGAUGAUAUGUGGUGA